CUGCCUGUCUCGUCCUGGGUUGUAUGAUUUUUCCUGAUGGCUGGGAUUCAGAUGAGGUAAAACGGAUGUGUGGUGAAAAGACAGACAAGUACACGCUGGGGGCUUGUUCAGUCCGCUGGGCAUAUAUCCUGGCAAUUAUUGGAAUCUUGGAUGCCCUGAUCCUCUCAUUUCUGGCAUUUGUGCUUGGCAACAGACAAGACAGCUUGCUAGCAGACGAGCUCAAGUUGGAAAAUAAAG
Apaloderma vittatum (bar-tailed trogon) is the source of this 237-nucleotide messenger RNA. Its product is annotated as lipoma HMGIC fusion partner-like 3 protein. The transcript has a single exon. The record is from RefSeq and is a predicted model, not a curated record. The annotation marks the transcript as partial. Lineage: Eukaryota; Metazoa; Chordata; Aves; Trogoniformes; Trogonidae. Gene Ontology annotation, cellular component: plasma membrane. Gene Ontology annotation, biological process: sensory perception of sound.